Molecule: messenger RNA, 1891 nt
Organism: Mirounga angustirostris (Northern elephant seal)
Lineage: Eukaryota; Metazoa; Chordata; Mammalia; Carnivora; Phocidae
Gene: GYG1
Product: glycogenin 1
Exons: 7
Coding region: 16-1191 (391 amino acids)
Biological process (GO): glycogen biosynthetic process
Cellular component (GO): cytoplasm
Molecular function (GO): glycosyltransferase activity
Source: RefSeq, a predicted model, not a curated record
CGCUCAGCGGGGAGGAUGCCGGCGGGCGCCGAGAGCGUGCGCGGCCACGUGACGGCCGCUAUAAGAGCGCUCCGGGCCCACGCUCCGCUCCCGCCGCGCCUCCUCCCGGGACGCGCUCCUUCCCGGCGCCCGGCUUCUCCCAGCCCCAACCUGCGGCAGCGGCGGCCGCCCGCCCCUCCCGGCAGCAGCAUGACAGAUCAGGCCUUCGUGACACUGACCACAAACGAUGCCUACGCCAAAGGAGCUCUGGUCCUGGGCUCGUCUCUGAAACAGCACAGGACCACCAGGAAGCUGGCCGUGCUUGCCACUCCACAGGUCUCAGACUCCAUGAGAAAAGUUUUAGAGACAGUCUUUGAUGAAGUCAUCACAGUAGACGUCUUGGACAGUGGUGAUUCUGCGCACCUAACCUUAAUGAAAAGGCCUGAGUUGGGUGUCACACUAACUAAACUCCAUUGCUGGUCACUUACACAGUAUUCAAAAUGUGUGUUCAUGGAUGCAGAUACUCUGGUCCUAGCAAAUAUUGAUGAUCUUUUUGAGAGAGAAGAAUUGUCGGCGGCACCAGACCCAGGGUGGCCUGACUGCUUCAAUUCUGGAGUCUUUGUUUAUCAGCCUUCAGUUGAAACAUACAAUCAGCUGUUGCACCUUGCUUCUGAGCAAGGCAGUUUUGAUGGUGGGGACCAGGGUUUACUGAACACAUUUUUUAACAGCUGGGCAACAACAGAUAUCAGAAAACACCUGCCAUUUAUUUAUAACCUAAGCAGCGUUUCUAUAUACUCCUACCUCCCAGCAUUUAAAGCAUUUGGGGCAAAUGCCAAAGUUGUGCAUUUCCUGGGACGAAUCAAACCAUGGAAUUAUACUUAUGAUCCUAACACAAAAAGUGUCAAAAGUGAGUCCCAUGAUCCCACCAUGACUCAUCCAGAGUUUCUCAACCUGUGGUGGGACAUCUUCACCACCAACGUGUUACCUCUGCUUCAACAAUUUGGCCUUGUCAAAGACACCCACUCAUGCCUGAAUGUGGAAGGAGUCUCAGGAGCCGUAUCACACCUGUCCCUCGGGGAGACCCCGGCUGCAGCACAGCCUUUUGUGUCCUCAGAAGAACGGAAGGAGCGGUGGGAACAGGGCCAGGCUGAUUACAUGGGCGCAGAUUCCUUUGACAACAUCAAGAGGAAACUUGACACUUACCUCCAGUAGAAACACUGCCAUUUUCCCACGGACACAUCAACUUCCCAGGCCCUUGUUUCAGAUACUUAGUGUCUAGAUCUGGGUUAGGAAAGGCCUGUUACACUUGCUAGAAGCUUUGCUAGAAUUCAUCAGAUGAGGGGAUUUUGCAGGACAACAGGGGAGAACUGGGCAAAAGUUGUGAAGUAGCCGUUCUGUCAUGUGGGCAGCAUUCUGCUUUUUAACCCCAGGCUUAUUCAUUAUUCAGCUCAUGUGUUGGAAGUUCUUAAUUUUGCUGAAGGCCAACAUAUGCGGUGGUAAGGGAAGCUCAAGCUAAUUAAGAUGGCUAUACGUAUCGACUGUAAGCACGUGCCAGUGCGGGCUCUGAACCAGUCUCCCUUCAGAACGGGACAAGGUAUCUCUCUCUCUCGCUUGCACGUUGUACCUUUCACCAGACCUGCCUUUUAUUUAGAAUUGCCCAGAGACUGCCGGAGUGAUUGUAAUUCUGCUUUCAGGUGAAGACAGCCUGUAACCCUGCUGAGUGAUUCAUAGACCUAUCAACAAACGGUGUUAACCCAUUUUAUUUCCUGAUUGUAGUGUCUGAAAUUGUUCGCCCGUUUUCUAUGUACAGUAAGGCAGCAUGCUAAAAUGCUUUUGUUCGGUUCUGUGCAUCUGUAAACAGCAGCGUGCUCUCUGGUGGCACCUUGUAUGAAAAUAAAGACUUCUUGCCAUA